CAGAUCGUUUGGCGCCCCCUUUUUUUUCUCUCUAAUUACACCUAGAUUUUUUUUCCCUUUUUUUAACUCAGAAAAUCCAUCAUUUAACCGUCUUGUGGCUACGCAGAUAGCGAGAAGAUUCUUAUUCUAUCUCUAGCCGGUGCCAAGAAAGACAGAUUCUCCUAAAAAUGAGUCCCAACCUUGCUUUGCUCAGCGUCUCAGACAAAAGAGGCCUGGUCCCACUCGCGAAACAACUUCAUGAGUUGGGAUUUCGUCUAGUGGCCUCCGGAGGUACCGCGACAGCCCUCCGUGAUGCCAACCUCGCAGUCAAAGAUGUAUCCCAGGUGACAGGGGCUCCUGAGAUGCUCGGAGGGAGAGUCAAGACCUUGCAUCCAGCUGUCCACGGCGGCAUCCUCGCAAGAGACACAGAUAGUGAUGCGGCAGACAUGAAAAAAAUGAACUUCGAAUUGAUAGACGUCGUUGUCUGCAACUUAUACCCCUUCACUAAAACAGUGAGCAAGCCUGAUGUCACUAUUCCUGAAGCUGUCGAAAACAUUGAUAUAGGAGGUGUGACUUUAUUAAGAGCAGCAGCUAAGAAUCAUGCCAGAGUGACAGUUCUCUGCGAUCCAGAUGAUUAUGACAAAGUCACCUCAGAGUUAAAAAAUAGUGCUAAAAGAGAAGUCUCAUUAUCAACGAGGCAAACAUUAGCUCUCAAAGCUUUUACCCACACUUGCGAAUAUGACCAAGCAAUCAGUGAUUAUUUUCGUAAACAGUACAGUGCGGGAGUUUCCCAAAUGACGCUACGUUAUGGAAUGAACCCACAUCAGAAGCCAGCACAGAUAUUCACCACUCUAGCCAAAUUGCCUUUGACAGUGUUGAACGGUGCCCCCGGCUUCAUCAAUUUAUGCGAUGCUCUCAACGGUUACCAACUGGUCAAGGAACUUAAAUCGGCGCUCGGUUUGCCGGCUGCCACAUCUUUCAAGCAUGUGAGCCCGGCUGGGGCUGCUGUCGGUGUCCCACUUUCAAAGGAACAUGCUAAACUUUGCAUGGUCGAUGAUCUCUAUGAUAAACUCACUCCGGUUUCUACAGCGUAUGCAAGAGCGAGAGGUGCUGAUAGAAUGUCAUCAUUCGGUGAUUUUGUCGCCCUUUCUGAUGUUUGCGAUGAAAUCACUGCUAAAAUAAUUUCCAGAGAGGUUUCGGAUGGUAUAAUUGCAACUGGUUUCACAAACGAAGCCCUUGCCAUAUUGAAAAAGAAGAAGAACGGAGGUUACUGCGUUUUGCAAAUCGAUCCCACGUAUGAGGCAGAUCCAAUUGAAAGACGAGUCCUUUUUGGCCUCACGAUGGAACAGAGGAGGAACGACUGCGUUAUUGAUAAAUCCGUCUUCUCCAAUAUUGUCACCAAAAAUAAAACAUUGCCAGAUGAUGCAAUGAGGAACCUCAUUGUCGCAACCAUUGCUUUAAAAUACACUCAGAGCAAUUCAGUCUGCUAUGCAAAGGAUGGACAGGUGAUUGGAAUCGGAGCAGGGCAACAGAGUAGAAUCCACUGCACUCGUCUUGCAGGGGAAAAAGCAGAUAACUGGUGGUUGAGGCAACACCCUAAAGUCCUUGGAAUGAAGUUCAAAAAAGGUGUUACAAGAGCUGAGAUAUCGAACGCUAUUGAUAACUAUGUAAACGGUUCACUUGGGAAAGACAUGGACCUAAAGUCUUGGGAAUCUAAGUACGAUCAAGUCCCAUCAUUGCUGACAGAUCAGGAGAGGGCUGACUGGGUCAAACAGUUAAAGGGCGUUUCUCUUUCUUCUGACGCUUUCUUUCCUUUUAGCGACAACAUCAACAGAGCUGUACUCAGUGGUGUAAGCUAUAUUGGAAGCCCGGCUGGAUCGAACAAUGAUGACGAUGUUAUUGAGGCCUGCAACAAACAUAAUAUCGUCCUUGCUCAUACAAAUUUGCGUCUUUUCCAUCAUUAACAUACAGUUUAUAUAUUUCUCAUAUUUCAAUUAUCAUCUGUCAUAGUUUCUAUGUUAUAUGGUUUAAAAAUAUUUCUAUUGUAAUACAAAUAUUAUUAAUAAAGCAUUAUGUUAGAUAAAAAAU
This is a messenger RNA of Cimex lectularius (bed bug), 2067 nucleotides long. RefSeq names its product bifunctional purine biosynthesis protein PURH. Gene Ontology annotation, molecular function: phosphoribosylaminoimidazolecarboxamide formyltransferase activity; IMP cyclohydrolase activity. Bases 168 to 1943 code for a protein of 591 amino acids. Lineage: Eukaryota; Metazoa; Arthropoda; Insecta; Hemiptera; Cimicidae. Gene Ontology annotation, cellular component: cytosol. The record is from RefSeq and is a predicted model, not a curated record. Gene Ontology annotation, biological process: 'de novo' IMP biosynthetic process. The transcript has 13 exons.